This is a messenger RNA of Plectropomus leopardus (leopard coralgrouper), 1206 nucleotides long. RefSeq lists its product as uncharacterized. The record is from RefSeq and is a predicted model, not a curated record. Gene Ontology annotation, biological process: protein peptidyl-prolyl isomerization. Gene Ontology annotation, cellular component: cytoplasm. NCBI's taxonomy places the organism in Eukaryota, Metazoa, Chordata, Actinopteri, Perciformes, Serranidae. Gene Ontology annotation, molecular function: peptidyl-prolyl cis-trans isomerase activity.
GUCGCACGUCACUACACGCGUCAUCACGCACAGAGAGAGCGAGAGCCUCCAGAGCUCGUGCAGCGAGAAGCGAGAUCGAGGAAAGGCGACUCGGAAAGAACAAUGGGAGUCACAGUUGAGACCAUUAGACCAGGAGACGGAAAACGUUUCCCGAAGAGUGGGCAGGCGGUGAAAGUGCACUACACUGGCACGCUGCUCGAUGGAAGCAAGUUUGACUCUUCAAGGGAUCGAGGGCAGCCCUUCGAGUUCAAAAUUGGACAGCAACAAGUCAUCAGGGCUUGGGAUGAAGGUGUAGCUCAGAUGUCCGUUGGACAGGUGGCCAAGCUGACCUGCACGCCGGACUAUGCGUACGGCGCUCGAGGAUUCCCACCCGUCAUCCCACCAAACGCCACUCUCAUUUUUGAGGUGGAGCUGAUCAGUUGUUGAGGUCAAAGGUUGCUUUUCAGAGUUUCAUCCACCAUUAUCUCUGACACAUAACUUUAAUUUAAGGUGUCGUCAGUAGCGUUUCUAAAUAUGAAUAAGUCAUUGUAGAAAGAAUUCUGGUAUCUUGGUAUGAUUGAGACAAAUUCGGCUAAUGCUGGUGUUAUUGUUGGUGCUAAAGUUACACACAGAUCAAAAAUAGCAUUAAAACACGGCACAACGGUUUGAAAAAAUAUCCUUAUUUCCUUAUGAUUUAUGUGGCCUUCAUUAUUACAUUUGACUUAUAUUUUUUGCAUUUCGAUAGUUCAUCAGAUACAAACGUGUGCCAUAAAACCUAAUCUGGACCAGUCAAACUGAAUCUGCACAAAAACAUCCUCUUUAUACGUGGUUAUUCCAGCAUCUCAAAAGUAACAUUGCAAUGAUUAUCAUUAUGUUAAAAAUGCACAUGAAACACCUUUCAGUGAACUUGUUUUUAUUCUUGCAUAAAUGUCUCCCCUCAACAGGUGAAUGAAUUCGACAGCCUGAAACUUUGACACGAUGUGAACACUUAAAAACCAAUAAUGGCUUAUGAGUUAAUUUUUCAUCCCUACUUGUGUUGCCUUUUAUCAUGUUAGAUUUUGAAUCCUGACCUUUUUACCAUGAUCUUGGGUCUUGGGUUAAAGGCCUCAAGUGUCCUUGUGUUAUGUCAUUGUGCUUUUUUGAUUUCACUUCCUUAUUGUGUCAUCGUUAGAAAUGCUCUUUUCCGUGAGUAUUGCAUUCUUACAUUAAAAACAAAAGUAUACAAAA